Molecule: messenger RNA, 159 nt
Organism: Ambispora gerdemannii
Lineage: Eukaryota; Fungi; Glomeromycota; Glomeromycetes; Archaeosporales; Ambisporaceae
Source: the annotation of a GenBank genome assembly
AUGGCAAAUAAUAAGAGAAAGCAACAGCCAGAAUGCGAAGAGAAUUCACAACCGUUAUCGACGACCGAAGAUAGUAUAAAAAAAGAGUCAAAAAAAAGAUUUAGAAUAAACGUAGAUGACGCUGUAAAUGAUCAAAUGGAUUGGACUUAUUCGAUUCAA